Molecule: messenger RNA, 3060 nt
Organism: Mesorhabditis belari
Lineage: Eukaryota; Metazoa; Nematoda; Chromadorea; Rhabditida; Rhabditidae
Source: the annotation of a GenBank genome assembly
AUGUCUUCACGAAAACAUCUGCAUCGGCAGGGGAAUGUGCCGAAUGAGAAUGAUGAUGAGGAAGAAAAAAACGAAGAAGAGGAACGGGAGAAAAACCAAUGGCUGCAGAAAGUCGCGCACGCACAAAAGGGCGGAGCAAACGGAAGUCAACAACUCGCCAAAAACCCCCAACCAGGUCCAUCGCAUAAACCGCCAUUUUUGAGAUCACAGAGUAUUCGAGAUUGCAUUGAGUCGAGUGCACGCUUUUUCGGAAUUCCACCAACAGCUCCGGAAACAUCGGAAAGACCCACUGCAGAUGAAUCAAAGAAAACUGAUCAAGCACAAGAAGAUGAGGAAUUUUGGAGAAGCAAACGAUUGAAGCGCUUAUACCGGAAAUACGGGAUCAAAGCCGAAGAGGCGAACAAAGAGUGCACGAGGGGAGGAGAACCGUCAGUGGUGAACACACCGGAGUAUUUCGAGGGAUCGUAUAAUCAGAGUACAAUGGACCUCGAUGAGGCGACGAUGCGGAACGCGAUGGCGACAACGAGAAAAAUCGGGAAACACCAAAUGGGACCGAGAAGGGAUUCGGCAAUGUCGAUUGUCAUGCACUCGUUAAGAUCUUUCUAUCGACAAGGUUCCCUUUCCUCGUUACUACAAGGUCGUCAAGGCAGAUAUCGAUCGAGUUUCAACCCGGAACAAAUCGAUUCAACGAUCACGAGAGAAGUUGUCCAUGAUGCGGAUCGAUCGACGAGAGCCAGCACUCAACAUCUUCCCUCGAUCACCCCUCCGGCUGGCUCGUUUGAUCGGGUUCGGUUUACAGCCGGACAAAGUUUUGAUUCGGAGAAUGUCGAGUUUGUCGAUAGAAAAUCCCGGCUGCAAAUCGAAAUCCUCCCAACACCAUCUGAGACAAUCGAGCGACCACAACAGUUACCAAUGAGCGCUCCCCAUCUCCAAAGUGGCGGUUUAUUCGAUGGAUCUCAAUGUGUUCCCUUGGAACCGUCUGCAAGGAAAACUUUCUCAUUCCCAUCUCGUCCCCCGAAAAGGAUACAAGGCUCUGAUUAUGCGGCAUCGCAAAAAUUGGCAGCCACGCCUGGAUCGAUCAAAUCGUAUAAAUCGGUUUGCUCGCUGGAUGAUGAGCUUUUCUUCAGUCAAUUGCAACUAAAAACUCCAGUUGCUGGCCCUCGUCGCCUCGAUCAAGUCCCUGAGGAAAAAUCGACCGAAUCUUUUGAGAGAAAAUCGACAAUUGCUUCAGGAAAAUCGGUGACUCAAGCUCUUGGUGACUCCGAUCUUGCGGAAGUCGGGAAAACGAUCCUUGGGAAACCUGAGAUUGAUGAUUUCUAUCGAGCGAAAUUGGAGGACAAAGUACAGCCCGAUCGACCGGAACCGCAGAAAAUCUCCGAUGAAAUCCUCAACAAAGUUAAACGACAAGUCAUCGACAAAAAGCAGUACAAAAUUCGAGCGAUACGACGGAGGGGAGAAGGCGUUUUCGGGAGAUUCUGCUUGCGACGAAUGAAAAGGAGCAGUGAAUUGUCUCCCCUUGUGAAACAACAAAUCGCGAACGCGAAAGAUGAACGUCCAUUCUUCACUUAUUGGAUCACAACCGUUCAAGUGAUCAUCCUCAUUUUGUCGAUCAUUUUUUACGGAUUUGGGCCAUUCGGGAUGAGUCGUGUUGAAAGAAAAGGCGAAGUUUUGCAUACGUCAAUCACCUACAAAAUGGUUUCCCUCUACGAGCCGGCGAAUUUCUGGUUAGGCCCGAGUCAUGCGAAUCUGAUACGCUUGGGUGCUAAGUAUUCGCCGUGUAUGAGAAGUGAGCCGAGUAUUCGGAGAUUGAUUGAAGAGGAUCAUCGAAUCGAGAACCAAACGGGUUGCUGUAUCUACGAUGAUGGACACGAUUGCUUUCAAACGCUGAGGGAGAAUUGCCCGAGUAUCGGAGCCACAUUCCAUUCGUGGGCCCGGAAAUUCCUCAACACCAUCAACAACAAAAACAAUCUUUCGCUGAAAAGAAAACGACCGCCAACGGCUGGAUUGCUGGAAAAUGAUGCGGAAACGGAUCCUUUCAUGGAGGCGAUUCACUCGGGCAAUGGACGAUUCUCGGUGGGACCCGUCUGUGGACAAGAUCCGAUCCUCUGCAAGACUCCCCCGUCGAUCGAGCCCACAUUUUGGCCGAACGAUCUAUCGGAGUGGCCGAUUUGCGAAGAAGUCUACACGGGAAUCGCCUAUCCACCGCACAUGAAAUGCAAGCUGACGGGACGACCGUGUUGUAUCAUGCAAAUGGGUCAAUGCCGCAUCGCGACGAAAGAAUACUGCGAUUUCGUUGAGGGAACGUUCCAUGAAAAUGCCACUUUGUGCUCACAAGUGAAAUGCCUUGAAGAUGUGUGUGGAAUGCUUCCAUUUGUGAUAAAAGAUCAACCGGAUCAGAUCUCGCGACUCUUCGUUUCUCUUUUCAUCCACGCGGGUAUCAUCCAUUGCUCGUUGACGGUUUUCCUUCAAUUGUGGCUGAUGAGAGAUCUCGAGUACAUGUUGGGAUGGAAAAGGAUGGCAAUUUUGUAUCUCGGAAGUGGGAUCGGCGGGAAUCUAGCCUCAUCGAUUUUUGUGCCAUUUCAACCACAAGUCGGCCCAACCGCUUCACUAAUCGGCAUCCAGGCAGCUCUGCUCGUCGAUGCUUAUUAUAAUAGCUACCUCAUCAAAUUCCCGUUCAAAGCGUACCUCGAGCAUUUCAUCGUCAUCAUUCUCCUUUUCAUCAUCGGUCUUUUCCCGUGGAUCGACAAUUGGACGCAUCUUUUCGGAUUCAUUUUUGGAUUGUUGAUCUCAUUGAUCGUUUUCCCGUAUUUGUCUUUCGUCGACAAAAAGCAAGACCCGAAACAACACCGACGAGAAAGGAGAAGAAGAAUUGUAAUCGUCGCCGUCUCCUCAAUCAUUUUGGUGACACUUUUUUUCUUGUUGGGUUACAUCUUCUUCGCGAACAUCGAAUUAUCAUGCUCGUGGUGCUGGAAAUUCAACUGUCUGCCAUUGUUGGAUUGGUUGAUCGAUCCGCAUUUUUGUGAUAAUCAGGGGCUACGAUUGGAGACAUUGUUGCCAAUU